Triplophysa rosa is the source of this 4274-nucleotide messenger RNA. RefSeq lists its product as uncharacterized. NCBI's taxonomy places the organism in Eukaryota, Metazoa, Chordata, Actinopteri, Cypriniformes, Nemacheilidae. Gene Ontology annotation, biological process: protein polyubiquitination. The record is from RefSeq and is a predicted model, not a curated record. Gene Ontology annotation, cellular component: nucleus. Bases 108 to 3047 code for a protein of 979 amino acids. The transcript has 23 exons. Gene Ontology annotation, molecular function: ubiquitin conjugating enzyme activity.
GUCUUUCAAAUAAUGGUCCGCCUUUUACAAGAAUUGUUAACUUGAGAAAUGAAACAGAAACUCACAACUGUAAACGCUUUCAUUGCAAGCUGUUCGAGUAAUUCGCAAUGGCAAGUGAAAAGGAGAAAAUAUUCAAGCUUUUAGAAAAAAACAACCUACAAAUGUUUUAUAACAACUUCCUUCAACUUGGGAUUGAGGUUGCGCAGGAUUUCAUUGAUGGUGUAACUGAUGAAGACCUGAAAGACAUGAAUUUCACCAAGGUUCAGAAGAACAAAUUUGGAAAUAUGAAAGAUGAUAUUCAGAGACUUGGUGCAUGUCCACUCCCGACAGGAUUACCAACAAAAUCUUUAGAGGCCUAUUGCCUAUAUUACAAAUUUCCAAAAUGUCAAGAGCGCAAACAAAUAUUUGAUAUGGACCCAUCCCAAAACACAGUGGAUGAUCUUAUUUUAAGGAUUAGUGUUUGUGAAAACAUUAGUGGACAAAUGACUGUGUGCCUCUUCACUGCUGAUGGAAUGCCAUUAACAGAUGAUCCAUUUUUCAAUACAUGGUCCCUAAAAGAAAGACACAUUGAAAAUGGGAGUGAAUUAUAUGCCAUAUUUACGCCAAAGGAAAACAUAAAACAGUCUCCCAGCCACCCCAACCCAAACAACUACAGAAAUGAAGGCCCAGAAACUGUCUACUGUCACGUGAUGCUUAGAGGCAGGUAUGAAAUACAUGUGGACCUGGAAAAUGACACAUUGAUCCAGCUGAAACAACGCCUUUCACUUGAAAGUGGAAUACCAUCACAUGUGCUUCACCUCUUAGACUAUGAAUGGAACAGCGGUGAAACACUAUAUAACCUUGGGAUUAAUGAAGAAACAGUACUGCAUUUCUCUUUGUCUUCAUUUCAUGAGGAUGCACCAGAUAACACAGAAUUCUGCCAUAGCGACAUCACACCAUCAGUGAAACAAACAGACAAAGGCCUCAGCAUAUUUUUCUCAGCUCUAUAUGCCAUUAUAAAUAUAAAUCGUGGACAUGGCUACAAGAAAGUGAUUGCUUACAUUCGAAAAAUAAGUGAAUGCAAUGCCUUAGCCCAGAGCUUGUUUCAGACUAUCUGCCAAAACACAACUGGUACAAGGGUUCAAAAGAUCGCCAUUGUUGAAGGACUUUACUUUCUCUUCAGGGAACUGUUACCCAGCAAUGCAAGAAGAUCUGAUGGCAGGAUCAUUGAUGACAUUGAUGUAUUUGAGCAUGCACCAGUUUGCUGGGCUUACCUAAUGUCACAAGCAGAGACUGAAAGCAUAGCAUAUGAAACCUACGGUCCAGUUAACAUGAAGGCGCAGUCUACAAAUCAGAGGUUUUCUGAGCCAGUGCGUGUACCGGGGUUACCUGAGGUUUUUGACAGGUCAUAUGUGCUGAGUAAAAUUAAAGAGGAUGAAAAAAUUCCAAACUGCAGUGAAAUGAACCUUAAAGAGACAUCAAUAAAACGAGCCACUGAUGUUGAGAAGAUUUUGCUCAGUCUCCCUCCAUUUAUUGAAAUCUUCCAUCUUUGGACUGGUAGUAAUGUUACUACAUCUCAUUCCAGCUUUAACAUCAAUCCGGAGAAAACAUUUGCACAAAUGAAUGAACAGCUGGCAAAGUAUUCUUACUUAAUUGUGACUCCACCACUACAACUAAAAGCUGUUGGAAUUGAGGGACCACGUCUAGUCCUGCUCAAUGAUCAAAAACUGGGUGUGUACAUCUUCAAAGACAAAAUGACUCCUCAAAGUAUGGUUGCUUUUGAUUCUAUUACUGGAAAAACCACAAGAGUGAACUUAGAUGAACUAGCUCAUGAAUUGAGAGAUGUCACAGAGGACCUAACAUUCAAAGUCACUAAGCCACCAAAAGAGGCUAUAGUGGUGCUCUUUGAUUCAAGUUCUUCCAUGGGCGAGGAAUGUUUUGACAAAGACUGUGCAAUGAAACGAAUUGAUGCCAUCAAAGAAAUAUUCGGCAGCUUUGCAAACCGAUGCAUGGCAUAUAAUUUUGAGCAAGUAAUCGCCCUUGUGAAAUUUGACUCUGGAGUAAAAACUCUUCAUACAUUUACUGAAACAGUGGAAACCUUUAAGGAGUAUGUACGUGAACUUCAACCAUCUGGAAGAACUUUAUUGUAUGAUGCAUUAAAUCAUGGACUUCAAGAACUUAACCAAGUCAAAAAAAGAUUUCCAGAUUGCAAAGGUCGUAUCCUAUGCUUGACAGAUGGCAAUGAUUUUGGAUCAAAAUCUGAUCCAGUUCAUGUAGCAACCCAGUUGAUGACCUCAAAAACUGUUGUUGAUGCUGUGCUACUUGGUAAGGUGGAGAAUACUGUACUGCAUGGGAUAAGCAAAGUGACAGGUGGUUGCUGUUUUAAGCCUGAAACAAGCAAAGCAGCCUUGCAGCUCUUCGAGAUGGAAACAGUUUUGUCAAUGGAACUAAGGAAGGAAAAGAAACACUCUGACAUAUCCUCAAUAACAAAAUUGGAGGACCUUAAAAAUAUUUUUAUUACCUGUGGAUAUGAUGUUAAACCAGAGGUGAAACUGCCCCCGCAGAUAAACGACAAAGUGACAGUAACACAGAAUGCUUUGAAGAAGAAAAUUAUGGAAUCCAAGACAAGGCGCUUUUUGGAGAAGGACAAAAGAAUUUUGGAAGAACUCAAGAGCCUUCACUUAGAGCCUCAUCCUUUUUGCACAGUGCUACCUUCAGAAACAGAUUUCACCUUUUGGAAAAUUCUCAUGGAAGGUCCUCAUGAUACCCCAUAUGAAAAUGGAACAUUUGAGCUGUAUUGUUCGUUUGGUCCUGACUAUCCUGUGAAACCACCUGCUAUGAGAUUCUUAACCCCUGUUUACCAUUGUAAUGUGAACAGUGAGGGAAGAAUCUGUCACAACAUAUUUGACCGAAAUUAUUCGGCCCACAUUACCAUGAGAGAGAUCCUAGACGCCAUAUUUGGGCUACUGAUUGCCCCUGAACCAGAGGAUCCUCUAGACAGAAAUUCAAGUUGCUGGCUCCGGAGACAGACCCUUGUCCAACACCAGUACCUCAAUAUUCUGAACUAAUAUUUCUGUAACUCACCCUUUAAAACCCCUCCUCGACACAUCCCUCGUUCCAUCCUUCAAGCAGUUUCCCCUAGAACCCUCCAAUCCUACUUGACCGCUUGGAGAUGCUUUAAAGCAUUCCAUCUCUCCAACACGAUACCAUUUCCUGAUUUUUCCCUCCUCUCCAUAUCCUCAGUAAUUUCUUAUCUCAAUCACGUCAAAGGUCUCCAAGCUGGAUCUAUUAAAGGCUAAAUGAGUGGCUUCCAAUUUUUUCAUAAACUUAUUUUUGGUUCCCCAUCCCCACGAAAUAAAUAUUCUCAAAACUCUCUUCUCAUGAAAUUAAUCCAAUGAUCCCAACCAACCUGCCCCAACUCCAGAUAUCCAAUAACACUAGAUAUUGAACUCCCAUCGGAUGCCGCGAAAGCUCUCCUGAUCGAGCACCCUCACUUUUCUUUCACCCAACAAUGCUUUACCAUCCGUCGCCACGAGUAUUGAACUCCCAUCGGGCACCACUAAAGCCCUCCUGGUCGAGCACCCUCACUUUUCUCCCACCCAACAAGGCUUUUCUGUCCGAUGCUGUGAGUAUUGAACUACCGUUGGACACUGUGAGAAACCUCCCAACUCUACUCUAACACCACACUGCCCCCCCCAAACCUUCGUUCGUUCAGUAGAGAUCACUUUCCAACACUGCGAGUUACUCCUGAAGUGUCAUGAGCCCCCCUGAUCAAACAAAAAUUCCUGGCCAGUAGGGUCCAUCCACUGCGCUGUGGAUGCUCCUGUUGAAGAUCGCACGGGCCCUCCCGAUCAGGAUCAGGCUUAUUUCCAACACUAUCCUGCCAAAUCCUAGUGCCAUUUGGGGGGUCAAUCAUUAGCCUUUUGUCACACUAUGGGAUUCAAUGGUGACCCAAAAACAGCUUUGUUACUUUCAUUAAACAAUCUUCUUUUGUGUUAAGCACAACAAAGUAAUGUAAACAAGUUUGUAACAACUGGAGGGUGAGCAAAUUAUGACAAUUUUUGGUUAACUAUUCCUUUAGCCUUAUUUAUGACAUGCUGGAGUAGGCUGAUCAGAGUGUUGUGACAUUGCAUUAAGUUGCAGAAAUCAUGCCAUAACAAAUGCAAGCUGUAAUUAAGCCAAAUGUUUAGCGCAAUGUUUAAAUGUCCAAAUUUUUUGGACAGGUAGUGUAUAUUAUCUAAAUGCAAUUUUAGUGAAAAUCAUUUAUACUAAUUCUAAAAAAACACUAACACUAA